This is a messenger RNA of Colletotrichum truncatum, 1149 nucleotides long. RefSeq lists its product as uncharacterized. The record is from RefSeq and is a predicted model, not a curated record. NCBI's taxonomy places the organism in Eukaryota, Fungi, Ascomycota, Sordariomycetes, Glomerellales, Glomerellaceae.
AUGGCGAUUCGAGUAGCUUUUUCACGUGGAGUUGUUGCUUAUUUUCGCCUCCUCGCUGUCAUCGCUAUAUUGCUGUUGUGGGGCGUGUCGCUCGCGAACGGCACAGUCAAGGCGCUUCUCCUCGCAGUUUUUCACGGAGAGAUCAACAAAGGCGUCCCAUUGAGGAGAUCUUAUCUUGGGUUUCUGCCAUUGGAUCUUGUCAUCGCCCUUCUUGUCGCUUUCUUCUUCUAUGGCACCAACAGCCACGACGAAGGCUACCAAUUGUUUCUAGUCGAUGCUUAUUCCACCCUGCAGUCUGCAUUCGUAUGGCUCUACAUGGAAGCCAAACGCCCGGGUGACAAGCCAUACUUGGUGUCGAGGCCCAUCAUCUUUGGUAUAUUGUGGCAAUGCUUCGGAGCUGCUAUAGCGCUCCCUCUCUACUUUGCAGCUCAUCUUCCAUGGGCCAUGAACGGUCGCGCGGCCCGAGUUCGCGAUGUGGCACAAGCCGCGGCCGUCCCUUGGAGUUUCUCCAUUGGCGCCAUCCUUCCCGCCGUGGUCGGCAUGGGGACAACUUGGCUCGGCGCAGACAGUCGAACAGACGCAACGCACCAGCUGAUUUUGGGUCUCUGGCAGCCCGACCCGGUGUGGGUGUCCGGUGUUCAGGCUGUUGUCUCGAUGAUCAUCUCGGCGGUUCGGCCCGGGCGGGGCCGCGGGCAGAAAUCUAAGUCCAGUUCCGGCCCCAGUCGCCGAGACCAGGCUGUCGACGCUUACCUCUGGGUACGUUUUUCGUAUCUCCUGGCGGCUGUUAUGUCCGGCGCCGGACACCUGUACGUGAUGGGACGUAUCUUUACAAGCAACGAGAAAAACACCGUCGCUUUCAUCCGUAUGUAUGUUCCGUUCUUGUUCAGCGGGCCAUCGGGUGUCGGCGAAAACGUUCUCGUGUACGGGCCGUGGUUGUUUCUCCAGUAUGAUUUGAUCAUCAUAUCGUUGUCAAGCUUGUCCUGGGUGUAUUACCUCCUUACGAGCCGAGGCGAUAGGGUCCCACCUGUGUCAGCAUGCAGAUGUUUUCUCCUGCUUUCCUUUGGGGCCUUGACCAUCGGGCCGGGAGCAACGGUGUCAAUCGCAUUGUGGUAUCGUGAGAGCACUUUGGCUGAGUACGUCAGUGCUUAG